Stereum hirsutum FP-91666 SS1 is the source of this 2490-nucleotide messenger RNA. RefSeq lists its product as uncharacterized. NCBI's taxonomy places the organism in Eukaryota, Fungi, Basidiomycota, Agaricomycetes, Russulales, Stereaceae. The record is from RefSeq and is a predicted model, not a curated record. Bases 1 to 2490 code for a protein of 829 amino acids. The transcript has 6 exons.
AUGAUUCAAGUCGCCCUUCUUCGAACGUCCAUUUGCGCCGUAUGCGAGAGGAUUCUUGAAGACAACUUCGAAAUCUCUGGAGUUAUGACGCACUUCCCUGAGGGGACGUACUGGAUCCGCAAUCAGCAGUUACGAACGUUUAUUGGUCUUGGCACUUCGAACCUUGAGAAAAUCGCUGAAAAACAAGAACCCCACUCCCUCAUUCGGAAUGCGAGUUCAGGUGGCGUCAUGGGUCUCAAGGCACCGGACGUCGAUUCCGGUUCUUCAAUCGUCCUUGCGGAAGCGAUAGAAGACGAUAGAGGCCAACAGUGGAGGAUCGAAUGGAUCGAUGACUAUGAGAGGAACGUGACCUAUCGUAUUGUCAAUGCGCAUAACGGUACAGUUCUCGACCAAGGAAUCCUCGCACGUGGGCAGCCAAUCAAAUCAUACCCAUAUCACGGCCGUCCCAACCAACGUUGGUUUCUGGAGCCUGCUUUUUUGCCGACAGUGGUCUGGCUCGAGCACGUACGAACUGGUUGGUACUUGCAAUAUGACGCGAGCAAUGCGAACCACGGCGCCGUCGCCCGUGACAAGAUUCCCUCGACCAACACUUCGCGAGCCCAGUUAUGGUUUCUGGAGCCUCAAGGUGUUGAUAGGAGCUUCGUCAUUCGCAGCCUCGAGGAUGACACCAAAGCCUUGGACGUUUUGGACGGUGACCUCGCAGACGGAACCUUAGUUCUUGUCUGUGCCUAUAACGGUGGACGAAGCCAGAGCUGGAAUAUUGAGAGGGUUGGAUUGACGGACGACUUAUCUGCUCCUUACGACGCCGAAAGUACCGUAUACAAUCUUGUCAAUGCUCGGACGGACACGAUGGCCCAAAUCGGGGCAGGAGGUUCUAUCCAAGUUUUCGGAGAGCAAGACCCGGCGGCUUCGCAGCAAUGGAGAAUCGUACCCUAUCCUUUCCCCCCUCUUUUCUGGGCCACCAUCCAGAACACGUAUACCGGAAUGUUUAUCAGACAGAAUGGUGCUCUGGUUGCUGCGUCUAGGGGCUCACGUUAUACGUUGGACAAAACCAUACAGUGGCGCUUCUUACCUGGUUCUGACGCACCACACCAUUUCUCGAUUGUUAAUCGCGCCUCUGGCUUGAUCGUCAUAGGUGGAAUUGGAACCCCACACGUCACACUCUUGGAGAGUGGUGGAAGGGAAGAUGGAAAUCUCUGGGCAAUGGAAAGGGAUCGAGGUGCGAGGGGGUUUGGCAUCGUGAACACGGUCACGAAUGGUGCGCUGGAUCAAUGGGAUGGGGGUGCCACGAUCCAGGCACAUCCCAACAACGGAACGAAAGAUCUGCACCAUCAAUGGGUCAUUGUGCAAGUUCUUUCCGGCCGUCUUCCCUCGUUCGCGCUAGUCAAUUCACGCACAGGGCGAUCUCUGACAUACGCCAAGACAAGUCAGCCGGAAGGAAACAUCAUCACUGCCGAACACAAACUCGAUGAUUUUUCCAACCAGUGGCUUUUCGAGAUCGUCAGUGCCAACGAUUCGAAACUACCCGUCUUCGCCAUCAUCAGCAAACUGUCUGGAAAUGUCCUCGAUCAUUACGGUGGGUACCGCCUUGCAGCCGGCAGUGACGAUACAAAAAUGGAUCACCAUCGUUGGCGACUUGUUCCGUGUCACUGCGGGGAGAUGUAUUUCCAUAUCGUCAAUCAACACACGGGAUGUCACCUCGAAGAGCAGUUCACCGGGGCUCCGAACGCGGGCGUGUCCAGUCCAAUACCCUACCCUGUUACAGACGCACACAGAUCACAAUGCUGGGAGCUCAUCUCUGCUCGAUACGAAGGAUUCGACAGCAUCAUCGUGGACGAUGAUGUUCUUCGUUUGACCUUGAAGUAUAUGGAAGCCACGCAUGUUUCUGACGCGCAGGAGUCUCUCCUGAAAAAGAGAGCCCCAGGGAGAGAGAAGAAAGGGAAAGAGAAGCAUGGUCAUAUUCCUCAAUCUCCUCGACGUUUGACUAUCUUCGCUCCUAUCAUUCGCACCAUCUUCCAUCGAGUCAUCAAUCAAUGGGAAGAGGAUACCAUUCACAUCACAGCACGCACUGCAGCCAGAGUGGCUACGAAUAGGAGCGAAGUCGAACGAGAGUUCGGCAUUCCAAUCCCUACUGCUCUUCGCAGACAGUCCGAAGUCUCCGGAUGGAUCCGCAUCGACGUUCAGAGGCCAUAUGGGACUGCGCCGGGUCAGCGUGUGGUGAAUGUCAUCGGCCAGUGGUUGGAGAGCCCGAUUUUCCACGUUAUCGUCCCUGUGGGGGUACGUGUUGGUAGAGAGAAUAUACGUGCCGCGAUGAGACAGAGCUUAGGGGGACAUACCAGUGUUAUUAUUGCACACGCCAAUUCCGUGCCGCCCGCUGGAGGCACCAUGCCAGAAACGACACCGCCGCCCGCUCCUAGGACAUGCAACGGGUGGAUAUAUUAUGCGGAGGCGAUGAGCUCGAUAGUCCUUCUGUCGCCGUUGGGAAUGUAG